GACGGCCGCCGUCACGUGAGCUCGGCGGCGGUUCCGCGAUGGCGGCGCACCUGAGCUCGGGGCGGGUGAACCUGACUGCGCUGCGCGAGGCGGGGCGGCGCGAGCUGCGCGAGUUCCUCGACAAGUGCGCGGGGAGCAAGGCCAUCGUGUGGGACGAGUCCCUGACCGGGCCCUUCGGGCUCAUCGCGCAGUACUCGCUGCUCAAGGAGCACGAGGUGGAGAAGAUGUUCACGCUCAAGCCGGGCCGCCUGCCCCAGGCCGACGUCAAGAACAUCAUCUUCUUCGUGAGGCCGCGGCUGGAGCUCAUGGACAUCAUCACCGACAACGUGCUCAGGGAGGACAGAGGCCGCUCUCCCCAGAGGGACUUCCACAUCCUGUUCGUGCCGCGCCGCAGCCUGCUGUGCGAGCAGUGGCUGAAGGAGCAGGGCGUGCUGGGGUCCUUCAUCCACCGCGAGCAGUACAGCCUGGACCUCAUUCCCUUUGACGGGGACCUGCUCUCCAUGGAGGCCGAGAGUGCCUUCAAGGAAUGUUACCUGGAGAGCGACCAGACGAGUCUGUACCACGCAGCAAAGGGGCUGAUGACGCUGCAGGCUCUGUACGGAACCAUCCCGCAGAUCUUCGGGAAGGGCGAGUGUGCUCGGCACGUGGCUAACAUGAUGAUCAGGAUGAAGCGUGAGUUCCCUGGGAGCCAGAACUCGAUAUUUCCUGUCUUUGACACCCUCCUGUUGCUGGACCGCAACGUGGACCUGCUGACACCGCUGGCCACGCAGCUCACCUAUGAGGGGCUCAUAGAUGAAAUCUAUGGGAUCCAGAACACUUAUGUGAAACUCCCUCCCGAGAAGUUUGCCCCAAAGAAGCAGGGUGAGGGUGGGAAAGAUCUCCCCACAGAACCCAAGAAGCUCCAGCUCAACUCUGCUGAAGAGCUCUAUGCUGAAAUCCGAGACAAGAACUUCAAUGCCGUGGGGUCAGUGCUGAGCAAGAAAGCCAAGAUCAUCUCUGCAGCCUUUGAGGAGCGCCACCACGCAAAGACCGUUGGAGAGAUCAAGCAGUUUGUCUCACAGCUGCCACACAUGCAGGCAGCAAGAAGCUCUCUAGCAAACCACACCUCCAUUGCAGAACUCAUCAAAGACAUCACCACAUCUGAAGAUUUCUUUGAUAAUUUAACGGUGGAACAAGAGUUCAUGUCUGGAAUAGACACAGACAAGGUUAACAAUUACAUUGAAGACUGCAUAGCUCAAAAGCAUCCAUUAAUCAAGAUCCUACGCCUCGUCUGCUUGCAAUCUGUGUGCAAUAGUGGACUGAAGCAGAAGGUUCUGGACCAUUACAAAAGAGAGAUUCUCCAGACUUAUGGCUAUGAACAUAUAUUGACCUUAAACAACUUGGAGAAGGCUGGACUCCUGAAACCUCAGACAGGCGGUAGGAAUAACUACCCAACAAUCAGGAAAACCCUGCGCUUAUGGAUGGAUGAUGUCAAUGAACAGAACCCCAAUGAUAUCUCCUAUGUGUACAGUGGCUAUGCACCGCUGAGUGUCCGCCUGGCACAGCUACUGGCUCGCCCAGGGUGGCGGAGCAUAGAAGAGGUUCUGAAGAUGCUGCCAGGUCCCCAUUUUGAGGAGAGGCAGCAGCUACCCACUGGCCUACAGAAAAAGCGUCAACAUGGUGAGAACAGAGUCACUCUGGUGUUCUUCCUGGGAGGGGUAACAUACGCAGAAAUUGCUGCACUGAGAUUUCUGUCCCAGAUGGAAGAUGGAGGCACAGAAUAUGUCAUUGCCACUACAAAACUGAUCAAUGGGACAACCUGGAUGAAAUCCUUGAUGGAAAAACUGGAGCCUGCCCCAUUCUAAGGUCUGUGGUAAGAGACAGUGAAGGUGAGAGGCCCUGUGGACAAGCACAUCAACUUCUGGUCUUUUGGCAUGGCUUGAACAUCGGGGAAACAAGACAGUGCAAGAAGCUCUCUUUGAGACCAGCUCAUGAUGCGGUUACCCUCAUCCCUUUCUGCACUUGGGUUCCUACUGUUUGUGGAACUUCUAGUAGUCAAAGUAGCUCCUUUUGAGCUG
Molecule: messenger RNA, 2057 nt
Organism: Pezoporus flaviventris
Lineage: Eukaryota; Metazoa; Chordata; Aves; Psittaciformes; Psittacidae
Gene: VPS33A
Product: VPS33A core subunit of CORVET and HOPS complexes
Exons: 13
Coding region: 39-1844 (601 amino acids)
Biological process (GO): vesicle-mediated transport; intracellular protein transport
Cellular component (GO): lysosome; CORVET complex
Source: RefSeq, a predicted model, not a curated record